Theileria annulata is the source of this 966-nucleotide messenger RNA. RefSeq lists its product as uncharacterized. The record is from RefSeq and is a predicted model, not a curated record. The transcript has 3 exons. Lineage: Eukaryota; Apicomplexa; Aconoidasida; Piroplasmida; Theileriidae. The coding region runs from base 1 to 966 and encodes 321 amino acids.
AUGAUUAAAUGUAUUUUAUUGUAUUUAAUAUGUAACAUAACUGUGAAAUGUAUUAUAUUAAAUGGAAAUAUACCAAGUUGGAGAUUAUUUGGCAAAAAUUGCACAGUUGACUCCUUGGCUCAGGAACUGUACAGAUAUAACCUUAACAAAUCUGACCAACACACUAGUAUUAAACCUGAAGUUGUAGAUUCUACUCGUGAAGAUAAAAAUGUAAUUAAAAAUUUUUGUAUAAAUCAGCAAAAUUUAAUUUUAAAACAAUUACUAUUACCUUCUCUUAAAAAUUAUAAAACUUCAACCAACACAUCUAAUAAUUCUACAAAUUCUCAAAACACACCUAAAGCUGAGGAUAAAUGGGAGUUUAAAGUUAAUGAUGAUAGUAAUAGGAUAAGGUGUUCUGUUUUAUCUGAUGUGCCAUCUGGCACUGUGAUGGUUCGGCCUCUUAACAGUAAGGCUGAAUUCACUUCACUUCCUGUUUUAAACACUCUUUUUCGCACCAGAACAAACAUCAUAAAGCUUAUGUACCCAAAAUAUAACAUAAAGAACCUUGAUCAAUUGUACCAUUAUGCCUCAUUACAAACAAUGUUGAUACGAGAAAUGUGUGCGAAUGACCGUUUACGUCGUUUAUUUGUUGGAUCAACUCUUUUAUACGGGAUAAAGAUGAGUCAGGAGAUAAUAUUAGACCUGUUUUUUUAUAUGAUUAGGUCUAAAAUAUUUUGGAAUCGCACUGUUUACUCCUACUGGUCCCAGUCUCUAUCUGUACCUAUACCUCUCCUAAUCUUAACUGUUAACAAUGUUAUUAAUAUGUUUCUAAACACUGUUGGUUUUGUGGAUUCCAAAUUGAAGGAUCACCUUGUUACUCUUGAGGGCUUAAUGCUCAACAGGGAUUUAAGGAAACGUUUCGAAAAUGUUUAUAUCAAAGACAAUAGUGGGUUAAUUAAAUUACAUCAAAAUCAUCUUGAUUCUUAA